UGUAAAGAUUGUCAUGAAACUUCAUGGUGUCAUCAUAAAAUAAAUCGCACUUGUUUUUGCUUAGGUCAGUGACUUCAUAAUUGAAGAUGAAUGUAAAAACAGUAGGUUGCUUAUUUUUUAGGUCCUUGUGUCCGUGUUACACAUAUGUUACUCUGCCAUUAAGGAGCCCUUGUCGAGGUCAUCGACAAAACACAAGCCAACCACCACAACAUGACAGACGAGCACAGAGGUCUGGAUUCAGUCCAGCUGCGUUAUCAAAAUAUGACUGGAUCGGUCCACCAGACAGACUCUCAAACCUCAGGCCAAUCAUAUAUCACAUCCCAGAGAAUGAGACACCACUGGAAAGAAAGUUGAGACAUCUGAGACAAGAGACUGAAGACUGGAAUCAUAAGUUCUGGACCAAUCAGAACAUCACGUUCAGUAAGGAAAAAGAAGAAUAUGUUCAGUCUCAACUGAAGGCGAAAGGGUUUUCUGAGAGAGAUGAACAAGGAAGGAAAAGGAAAUUAAGCAGUGAGGAAAUGGCGGUCUUCUACAAACACUUUUUGGAUAAAAAUGUGAAAAGGCAUGCCAGUUAUAACAGGGAAUGGUAUAGACAUAAUUUCACCAUUACACUUCUAAUGGCUGAAGUAGCUCUACACAAAACAUGGAGGAUGCUGACUGGACAGGGGAGAAGAACUAGCCGGGAGAAAGGCAAAUCUACAUGAAACUCAAAUAAUGACAAUCAAUCACUGCCCCUCUCUGUUGUAUGUUUACAUUAAACACUGAAGGUGAGAUCAUUGCAUCAAAACCUGGAAUUGUUAUGAGAUCAGUACAGUGAAGAUGCUCAUCUUUUAGGGUGUUAAAGGGUAACUAAACCCUAAACCAACUUUUUUUAGUUAAUGAUCUGUAAGCAUGGGGCUUUAUUAGUACUGGUCAUUGAUUCAAGUAAUUUUUUUGACAUUUGUGUAUAAAGUGUUUUAAUUCUACAAUAUAUGGUGUAAAAACGUCUGAGUGCUGCCCUCUUCAGGUUGAAUGGUGGCUACUGCAGUUGAAUUUUCCUAUUGGCUGUUGCGGUACUUUGUGACGUAAGCGGUGACAGCUGAUGUAAGCAGGUUCCAGCUCACCACGCCAGAUUCAUGUAUAUGUCGUCUUGUGACCGUGUGAGGAAUAAUAAUAACAUAGAGUCUGACAGCAGCUGUCAAUUAAUCCGUCACUACGAGUCUCAGGUGAACCCCCCGCUCAGCCCCGCACUCGGUUCGUUCCCUCUAUCCCCGCCGGGGUCUGCCCACUUUUCCUGCAUUUUCAAAUAUUUCUAGUGGGUGGAGUCAGACUCUGAGCAGGUGUUUAGUUACCCUUUAAUAUUGGAGGGCAAUACAUGUCAUCAGAAUAUAUUUUCCUGUUUCAGUGCAGUGAAGUAAUUAUUCUUUAUAUUGUGGACAUGUUACAGAUUUGGAGAGGAAAGAUGCUCUCUUGUGGUAUAAGCAGUCUUAUAAGUCCACAAGAUGUAUAUAGAAAGCUAUAGAUCACUCUUAGGUAAUCCUAUUACAACCGUGACCUUCAGACAUAUAACAUUUAUUUUUACAUUAAAAACCCUGAUGCCUUUUAUAGUAAAAGCACGAUGUUUGAUGGGAAAACAAGCAAGAGAGAAAAUUAUUAUUAUUUUUAAGCAAUAAAUUAUGUAUUUUCUUGUGUGUAGAUGUAAUGUGUAUUACUUUGUAUGAAUCACUGUCAAAUAAAUUUAAU
This is a messenger RNA of Xyrauchen texanus (razorback sucker), 1722 nucleotides long. RefSeq names its product cytochrome c oxidase assembly factor 8-like. Bases 87 to 704 code for a protein of 205 amino acids. Gene Ontology annotation, biological process: intrinsic apoptotic signaling pathway. Lineage: Eukaryota; Metazoa; Chordata; Actinopteri; Cypriniformes; Catostomidae. The record is from RefSeq and is a predicted model, not a curated record. Gene Ontology annotation, cellular component: mitochondrion. The transcript has 5 exons.